CUAUCUAUCUAUCUAUCUAUCUAUCUAUCUAAGUAAAGCUUUGGAAAUCAGCUUGAAAGCGUGCGAAAAUCUUUUUUUGUGGCGACUACCUCCUAUUAUGUUGAUCAGAAAAUAAAAUAAUCUUUUCAGUUCUUGCCGUGACACUACAAAAGAAGAAAACAUCUCAAAAUAAUUUCACAAUAGCAUCCACCGACGCAUAAUUUAAAUCAGAUUUUUUUUUUCCUGCAGAAAUGUCUCAAUAGAUGUGAUCAGCACAUCAUAGAAGCUUUUUCUUUAAAAAGAGAGCAUUUCACUGUUUGAAUCAGCACUUAAUUAAAUCGAAAAGAGCCGCUAAAUUUGGAAAGCGAGCACGCUGCGAAAUACGAUAUACCUUAAGUUUUCAACAAAACGAUGGAACGGAAGAACGGGGGAAGGAAGGAAGGAAGGAAGGAAGGAAGGAAGAAAGGAACGGAGAAAUGAAAGAACGGAGGAACGGAGGAACGGAUAACGGUGGAUCGACGGAAUUGCGGAAUAUCUUAAGACGCGGAAUGACGUAAUAUCUUGUAACGUGGAACGCCUUUUUGUAGGAAACAAACAUCUUAAAAGAUAGAAUUGCAAUAAGAUAGAUGAAUUAUUUAUAAUCAACAGGCGAAUUAAAAUAAGUAUAGGUAAUCAUUGUUAGAGCCCAGAGGAUUGCGGAACCAUAAAUAUUUCGAGCUAGCCCAUUUAAAUUGUUAUCAUAUCAAUAUUGUUCUCAUAAUAAUUAUUGCUGUUAAUACCACUAUUUUUCACCAGGGAGAAUCAGGGAGAUUCUUAAAAAUAGCUCAAGCCUCUUCUCCAUUAUUUCUUCUGAAAACUGGCCUCUUGGCUGAAGAGCAGGGGGACGCGUUACCUGAUCAUCUUCAGAUCUUAAAUCACCUGAAGAGCAGAUUGUUAAAGCAAAUGAUGUACUCUAAUUUGGAAUACACAAAUUCAAUUGUUAUCAUUCUCAAUGCCUCUUAAGAUCUAAAAUCAAAAUUCGCAUGAUCAGCUCCACAUUUUAUCCUUCUCAAUGCAGCCCUGAGUUUCACGGAAAUGAACGGAGAUGAUUAAUUCCCUUCUUUUCCCUUCCCUCUUGUCUGUAACAGAAAUGACAUCGCCGCAAAGUGGUGUUCAUUGGAGAGGAUUUACGAACCGUCGCGAUCUCCCGAAACACGAACUGGUGCAAAUGGGAAAAAACAUUUGCGAAGCAGCUACAGGCCCAGGUGAUGGUGUUAAAGACAUUUUCCUUGAGAUAGCGGAUGACUGUGAGCAAAUAAGUAAAUGGAAUACAGCCCAGGAACCCCGAAGAGCGUUUGGCAAAGGGACGUCGUUGUACCACCAAGAUCCAGUCUCAAAUUGCUUUUGGGGGGAUCCUGUCGCUGAUGUCUAUGCCGUGAUUGCAAGAGAAAACAGCUGCAUUCUUGCCUUAGCUGAUGGCGUAAGUUGGGGUGAAAAGUCAAGGCUGACUGCUCGCUGCGCAGUGGCAGGCUGUCUACAGCAUCUCAACACACACCUUUUUACAGCAAAUACGACUCUUGAUAUUAUGGAAGUUCUCUAUGACGCGUUUAAAAAUGCGCACGAAUUUAUCAUAAAGAAAGAUGGAUUGCUGACAACUCUUUGUGCGGCUGUUGUUUGUCCACUCAAAGAUUUUGGCAAAUGGGGCCUGUGUGUGUUAAAUGUUGGCGAUAGUCUAGCAUUCACUUACAAAAAGGAAAAAGGGGUCCAAGAAGUUACUUUUGGUUCACACUGUGAUAUUAAAAGCAGAGACAUGCGUUGUCCUGGAGGAUCACUGGGUCCAUAUGAUGGUAACAACCCAGACUUGAGUAAUCUGACUUUCUCGUUUACAAUUCUCGAUACUGGAGAUAUUGUCUUCCUCACAAGCGAUGGUGUUUCGGACAACUUUGAUCCAGUAAUAUCGCAGUGCGAGAAUCUUUCUUUCGCGCGCGCCAACAGUCUCAACUGAACGCUAGAAGAACCGGAAGUGAGUGAAAAGACCUCAGAUGCCUCCCAAGAUGAGAGCGGAAGUGAUGAUGACCUACCGCACGCUCAGCUAUGUAACCUGCCAAUGGAGAGGCACAAGAAGAUGCUGAAGGAUAUGACAAAGGUCAUCCGGAAAAAAAGUCUCAUAGACAUUUCAGCCCAAGCAGUCUGCGCUAAUCUCCUUUUGCAUGUCUUGGCAUGCACUCACAAAAAGCGCCAGCACCGCGAAAAAAUUCAGGCCCGAGGGAGUCACAAUCUUUACAGAAGAGAAGAAAGAAUUCAUCAAGGAAGCGAGAAAGGAACUUCGCAGCUUAACUGUGAACUUCCGGGAAAGUUGGAUCACGCCGCGGUCGUCGCAUUCGAAGUUGGACUGUACUCCACGGAUGGCGGCAAUCGACGAAGUCUUUUCGAAUUUUUUGCCGGACUCAAAAAUGGCAUGAGAAGAGCAUCCAGUUCUUAUUGAUAAUGAUUUUUCAGGAAUAAGGGGAAAGACAGCGUUUUCCAACACGACGCGUACGGUUCAGAGCGCUUUUCGAUCUAGUGUCGUUAAACCUAAAACCAACGUCAUCAUAACAGCCAAUCAGAACAAAGGAAAUAUCACAAGGAGCCAAUUUGCUGCCGCAAGUUUUGUACUCGGUCACUAUGUUAAGAACUUUUGGGAUGUACUUAAAAUCGGAUGGCAUCCAAUCAAUGAGAGAAGAGAUUUGAACCUCCUGAAAUAAUGCUUUAAAGCUUUGCAUAACACUGAGACUUGGCCAGAUUAUCUUAAAAUAAUAAUACAGGAAUGCCGCAAGGAAAUGCGCUCAAGUAAUUCAAUUAGAUUAGUGGUCUCGACCGAAAACAGCACUUUCCAAGAUAACGCGUCGAAGCUAUUUAACAAUUCACCAGAAUCUAUUAGAAACUGUAAAGAUUACAGAACCUUUUUAAGACAUUCAAGGAAUUUUUUAUGUAAUAGAGUAAAGAGUGAUUAGUUAGUUUUACUGUUAUUUCUAUUCUGUUAAUCCCACUUCUACUUUUAAUUGCAUAUUGCGUAAUUUGUGAAUAACUUAAUUUGAUUUAUUUUAAUUGUAAUUGAUGUAUUUCAACAGGGAAGAGCCACCUAGUGGAUCUGUUAAUAAACCAUUAUUAUUAUUAUUACUAUUAUUAUUAUUAUUAUUAUUAUUAUUAUUAGAACUUAGCAAAUAACCUGCCUGAAGCGCGGGAAAACGUGAGAGGCCAAUUAGCGGCUGGCGUUGGUUUCAUAUCUGAUUGGUUGAGACGGUGGCGCGAUUUUCCAAAACCAAUCACGCAAGCGCAAUUAAACAACCAAUAGAAACCGGCUUACUUUUCACGCUCAAUAGAAAACUUUUAUAAAACCACAUAGCAACUUUGGUUGUAAAAUUCAUAUUUUGCGUGUUGUUGAAGAGCGCAACAAACCCGUAAGUGCUUCAUUUCCUAAAUAAAUAAAAUUUGGGUACAAUUUUAA
This is a messenger RNA of Stylophora pistillata, 3445 nucleotides long. RefSeq lists its product as uncharacterized. The record is from RefSeq and is a predicted model, not a curated record. Lineage: Eukaryota; Metazoa; Cnidaria; Anthozoa; Scleractinia; Pocilloporidae.